This is a messenger RNA of Monascus purpureus, 1044 nucleotides long. Lineage: Eukaryota; Fungi; Ascomycota; Eurotiomycetes; Eurotiales; Aspergillaceae. The record is from the annotation of a GenBank genome assembly.
AUGGAUUCGACGGACGCCGCAGCUGGCUCUUCUGGUCCCACUGCAGAAGAAGCCGACAAGAAGCACUCGCACAAUUCCCAAACUGAAUAUUCCUAUUCAAAAAACGGGAAAUUUUGCUUUAAGUCGAAAUCCAGAUCCAGGGAAGAUGAUCACCACCGCAGUCAUCGACACAAGCAUCGCCGCCAUCACCACGGAGAUGAUGAUUCCUCCGCUAAACGUCGCAAAACUAGACAUGGCCGGGCGCCUUCAAUGUCACCAGAAUACAACUCGCAUCCUUCUGCAGAUGCCGCGUUUCGGGAAUCUCUAUUCGAUGCGCUGGCUGACGACGAAGGUGCUGCGUAUUGGGAAUCAGUCUACGGACAACCGAUCCAUACAUAUUCCAUACCUUCUGUGCCCAAGGGUCCUAAUGGUGAGUUGGAGCAGAUGUCAGAUGAUGAGUACGCAGCGUACGUUCGAGCGCGUAUGUGGGAGAAAACGCACGAAGGUAUAAUGGAAGAGCGUGAGCGCUUGCGCGCGGAGAAGGCAAAGCAGAAAGAACAGCAGCAGAAAUGGGAACGAGAAACCCAUGAGAGAACGCAGUUUGAUCGUGCGAUGGAAGAGAGUCUGCGGCGUGGUCGGGAAAGACGGAGAGCCAAGGCCUGGAAUUCAACAUGGAUUGAGUACCAGCGGAGCUGGGAGAAACUGGACCGGCUGGUUGUACCAGGCCAGGGUGGUGAAGGAGAAGGAAAGGAAAACGGUGCCAAAGGUUUUCAAAAUUUUAUUUUUUGGCCCGUUGAGUCAGGAAACCGAAAAGACGUCUCGCCGGAGGCAGUUGAGGAAUUUCUCCGCCAUGCUCCUCGCGAUAGAGCUCGGGAACAGGCAGAAGAUGAUCCCCUAAGAGGACUUCUGGCUGUUCUCAAAACUGAACGCAUCCGCUGGCAUCCAGAUAAGAUCCAACAUCGCUAUGGAGCUCUUGGAAUUGAUGAUGCCGUCAUACGCAGCGUUACUGAGGUUUUUCAAAUCAUCGAUCGGAUGUGGAAUGAGGAGAGGGAGAAGCGGCGGUAG